AUGGCUCCCGCCAAAGACGACGACUUUGUCUUUACGCUAUCCGACGAGGAGGAUGUCCCCCGUUUCGACGAUGACGAUGACGAAGGAGAUGAGAUGAACGGCGCGGCCGAUGCGAGCGACAACAAGAAGCGCAAGCGUGAGGCUGAGACGUCGAAGGGAAAGAACAAGAAGUUGAAGCAGCAGAACAAGGACAAGAAGAAGGGCAAGGGCAAGGCUAACUCUGUUGAGGAAGAGGAAGAGGAAGAGGAGGAAGAGGCUGACGAGGUUCCCGCUGGUAACGAUGAUGGUGCUUUGAACCCCGACUUUGAGUUCGACGUUGCCGGACUCGCGAAUUCGGGCGUUACCGAAGGUUUCGAUGGAUGGGGUCUUGAUGAUUCCAAGCAAGAUGCUCCUGGCGGCGACAAGAAGGCCGUUGACAUUGACGACAUCAUCGAGCGGAGACAAGCCAAAAAGGAGGCUGCCGCUGCGAAGAAGCAGAAGAAGAAGGAAGCUGCGGAGCCUGUGUUCGAUGGCGUGGAAAGCGGCGACGAAGAUGGUGGUAUGGAGGUCGAUUUCGAAGACGAUGAAUUGAUGGCGGAUGAUGGCUUUGGUAUGGGUGCCGAUGGCGAGGAAGAGAGCGAAGCCGAGGGCCCUGAGCCUGGCUCUGGUCCUGAAGACGAGGAGGAGGAAAGCGACAAUGACGAAGAGGACGGCGAUGCAUCCGACAACGACUCCGUCGCUACCCCAGUUAACCACCCCGACGACGUAUCUGAUCGUGAGGAGGACUCUGAUGCAGAGAGUGAGGUUGACGAUGAGGAGGCAGCGAAGCGCAAAGCUUUCUUUGCCCCCGAAGAGAAGACCGACAGCAAGGAUGGGGAGAAGAGCACAUUCCAAGACUUCAACCUCUCUCGUCCUAUCCUCCGAGGUCUCGCCUCGGUUGGCUUCACAGACCCGACUCCUAUUCAGCGCAAGGCUAUCCCCGUGGCACUGCUGGGCAAGGAUAUCGUCGGUAGUGCCGUGACCGGUUCCGGCAAGACUGGUGCUUUCAUUGUUCCCAUCCUCGAACGUCUCCUCUUCCGUCCUCGCAAAACUCCUACCUCUCGUGUCGUUAUUCUGAUGCCCACUCGUGAGCUGGCGGUGCAAUGUUACAACGUCGCCGUCAAACUAGCCACCUUUACCGACGUCACCUUCUGUCAACUUAUCGGUGGUUUCAGUCUCCGUGAACAAGAGAACAUCCUUAAGAAACGACCCGAUGUCAUUAUCGCCACCCCCGGUCGUUUCAUUGAUCACAUGCGCAACUCCCCCAGCUUUACUGUCGAUACCCUUGAGAUUCUGGUUCUUGAUGAAGCCGAUCGUAUGCUUGAAGAUGGAUUCGCGGACGAGCUGAACGAAAUUUUGACUACUAUCCCCAAGUCUCGUCAAACCAUGCUUUUCUCCGCUACGAUGACUGAGAAGAUUGACUCGCUUAUCCGUGUUGGCAUGAACCGUCCUAUGCGACUGAUGGUGGAUGCGAAGAAGCAGACGGUCGUGACUUUGACUCAAGAAUUCGUCCGGUUACGUCCUGGUCGCGAGGACAAGCGUCUUGGUUAUCUAUUGUAUCUGUGCAAGGAAAUCUACACUGGUCGUGUGAUUGUGUUUUUCCGACAAAAGAAAGAGGCCCAUCGGGUCCGCAUCAUCUUUGCUCUUCUGGGCCUGAAGGCGGCCGAAUUACACGGUAGUCUGAGUCAAGAACAGCGUAUCAAAAGUGUUGAGAACUUCCGAGAUGGUAAAGUCGCCUAUUUGCUCGCGACCGAUGUCGCCUCUCGUGGUCUAGAUAUCAAGGGUGUGGAGACCGUUAUCAACUACGAAGCCCCGCAGAGCCAUGAAAUCUACCUGCAUCGUGUUGGUCGUACCGCUCGUGCCGGUCGCAUCGGUCGGGCGUGCACAAUCGCCGCCGAACCAGACCGCAAAGUUGUCAAGAUGGCCGUGAAGGCUGGCAAGGCUCAGGGUGCCAAGAUUGUUAGCCGUGUCGUCGAACUUGCGACCGCUGAUGAGUGGGCCCAAAAGGCUGUCGAUCUCGAGGAUGAGAUCGAAGAGGUCCUUCAGGAAGAGAAACUUGAGAAGCAGAUGACGCAGGCCGAGAUGCAAGUGAACAAGGGUGAUAACAUGAUGAAACACGGUGCGGAAAUCAUGUCCCGACCCAAGCGUACCUGGUUCGAGAGUGAGCAAGCAAAACGAAUGGCCAAGCAGGCAGGUGCCGAGGCCUUGAACGGGCCCAACGCUCAAUCUAAGAAGACUAAGCUUAGCAACAAGGAUAAGAAGCGAUUGGACGAUGCUCAAAUGCGCCAUGAUGGCAACAUUGGGUGGAAAAAGGGCAAGGCGGACCGAGAUGCGCCCCAGGGUAGAGGUGAUAAAAAGGGGAAGGGCAAGCCUAAGGGCAGUGAUGUGCCGCUAAAGACAAGUCUUCCUCGAAAGAGCGCCUUUUCAUGUGAAGCAUGCCGCAAGCGCAAGGUCAAGUGUAACGGAGUUUCUCCGUCGUGUUCAAGAUGCGCCGCCCGUGGAGAGGUGUGCGUCUACAGCUUGGCUCCGACCUUAUCAUAUACCAAACAACUUGAAACGAGGGUCGCGCAAUUGGAGGAUGCGCUGUCGAAGCUUCGAAAUCAAAAUGCUAAUUCGGAGGCCAGGAAGGUGAGCUCGCCGGCUUCGGUGGCGGAGUCGAGUUCCAGCGCUGGACGCAGGAUUAAGAUGGAGCAUGACGAGACGGGCGAACUUGCUAGGGAGUUUGAUGGAUUGAAUGUGGAAGAUGACGGUCGCAUUUCUUUUCAUGGUCCGACCAGUCUGUUUCAGCUGCCCAGCGGGGCUGUGAGUGAGACGGCGUCGACCUCGCAUUUCGCACAGGAGCUCGAGGCUCGCAAGGAGCGCUUAAUCAAUAAUGCAUGGCGAGAACGGGCGUUCGAGCAGAUGGCGACCAUGCCGGAACCUUUCCAAUACCUCAUCGACUCGCAUUGGUGCUGGAUCCAACCUUUGUUCAACUUUGUCUACCGACCAGCUUUUACCCGUGAUAUGAAAUUGAAUGGCCCAUAUUAUUCUGACGUUCUACUCAACGCUAUCUUAUCUCAUUCGGUGCGAUGGUGCAAAGAAGAACCUCAAGUCGGACCGCUUCUUGACGCCUUCGAUGGCGGAGCACAAUUUUAUCAACGUGCGCGAACUGGACUAUUCGCUACGCUCCAGAGCGGCUACGCAGAAAUUCCUACUAUUCAGACACUCCUCCUUCUUAGUGCACAGGAAUGUGGCCGUGGGAACCGAACACAAGCAUGGCUAUACAGUGGAAUGGCGUUCCGCUUGCUAGACGAUCUAGGUAUCUCAAUCGACAGCCGCAAAUAUCCUGGAACGGCUCAGUUGAGCGACGAGGAUAUUGAAAUCCGCAAUCGACUCUUCUGGAGCUGUUACUUCUGGGACAAGAUUGUAUCGUUGUAUUUCGGUCGGGCACCGGCAAUGCAGCAUUCACGAGUUAGCCCGCCGCGGAUGAUAUUGGAUGACACCUCAGAGAUUGAAAAUUGGACACCUCAUGGAGUGACCUUCCCCGAUGGAACGCAAUAUCCGCCUACGCAGGCACAUUCCACCUCGUGUUUUAUGAAAAUGUGCGGGCUGGCAGAAAUCCUGAACCAAAUCCUCGUCCAUAUUUAUGAUCCAAUGCGCCAGAGUACCGAGGCAGAAUUCUUUGAAUGUGUACAGGAGCAGGCAAAGAGCUUGAGUGACUGGUGGGAGGAACUUCCCGAAUACCUGAAGCUGGUUGCCACCGAUCUACCCCCGUAUUGCCCACCGAGCCAUAUAAUGACAUUGAACUGCUUUUAUCACACGAUCAAUAUCCUGCUCCAUCGCCCAAUCCUUUGUUCUCGGGCUUUAUUACAGACGCGGCAAGAACCAUAUGAUACGAGCCAUCUCGUCCAGUGCAUGGCUUCAGCAACUUCAAUCUUGUCUCUGUUUGAUCUAUACCGCCGAACAUUUGGAGACGCCCAUGUUGUCCUCUCUCUCGCGUACAGCAUCUACACCGCCGCUUCAAUCUUCCUGCUCGAGAUUCAGGCCUUGAAGUACGCUGCACCAGGCACACUCGACAAGCUCAAAUUCUGUAUCCUCGCCUUAGAACGAGUCAAGGUCUCCAAUCCGGUCAUGGCAACCGCCUUGAAUCUGGUCUACCAGGAACUCCAGAAGCUGCAGAUCGACAUCCACGCCCCACCGAAUCCCGAAAAGCCACAUUACCCACCCCAACCACGACCCCACUCCACUCCCCACAGUCAAUCUCCAUCCGUCAGCAGCAAUCCCUCCCGUCAUGUCUCCCCGAGUCAUCAACACCAGCGCCAACACAGUCGAGCAAUGGGCACACAACCUGGUACUCCGGCUGCCAAUACCACCGCGCCAAUGAUGUCCAGCUACACCUUCCAACAACCCGUCUCAGGCUUCGAUAUUUCGCAAUUGAACGAAAUGCCCCAGAUGCCAUCGACACAUUUGCUCGGUGGCAUGCCAAACGCUGUCAUGACUGUCGACGAUCCGCGGUCAUACGAUAUAACACCCGAGGUAUUCGAGGCGUUUUCGUAUGCGCAGCCCAUCACGACGAAUAUGACUUCUCCUUAUGAGACAAAUUGGCAUAGCCAAAGUCAGUGA
Penicillium odoratum is the source of this 4620-nucleotide messenger RNA. RefSeq names its product Helicase C-terminal. Gene Ontology annotation, biological process: regulation of DNA-templated transcription; DNA-templated transcription. The coding region runs from base 1 to 4620 and encodes 1539 amino acids. The transcript has 9 exons. NCBI's taxonomy places the organism in Eukaryota, Fungi, Ascomycota, Eurotiomycetes, Eurotiales, Aspergillaceae. The record is from RefSeq and is a predicted model, not a curated record. Gene Ontology annotation, molecular function: RNA helicase activity; zinc ion binding; ATP binding.